Messenger RNA from Fusarium vanettenii 77-13-4, 957 nucleotides. RefSeq lists its product as uncharacterized. NCBI's taxonomy places the organism in Eukaryota, Fungi, Ascomycota, Sordariomycetes, Hypocreales, Nectriaceae. Gene Ontology annotation, molecular function: oxidoreductase activity, acting on paired donors, with incorporation or reduction of molecular oxygen; iron ion binding; heme binding. Bases 1 to 957 code for a protein of 318 amino acids. The transcript is spliced from 2 exons. The record is from RefSeq and is a predicted model, not a curated record.
AUGCGCCUCGUCUCCCGCAUCUCGGCCCGAAUCUUCCACAGCGCCGCCUCGGCCGACAACGACCACUGGCUAGACAUCGCCAGUGAACAUGUACACUCGGCCGUCGUAUGGACCGAGAACCUGAAGAAGUGGCCCGCCAUGCUCCGUCCCCUCGUUUACCGAUUCGUCAAGGGUAGAGGGUACAUGAUGCAGCGCUUCGAAGAAGGCAAGGCCCUGGUGGCUCAGACGCUAGAAAACAAAAAGGCAAAUGGGGGCAAGCCUCUGAGCGACCCUCAGUCGCUUCUAGAUUAUCUCUACGAGAGCGGUCUAGGCCCUGAUGAUGUCGAGGCGCAUACCAUUGCCCAGAUUAACCUGUGCGUGGCUGCCAUUCAGUCCAUGGCUGCGACGGUGACUCAGUGUCUCAUGGAUCUUGCCACGCAUCCCGAGUAUGCACCAGAGCUCAUUGAAGAGAUAAAAACAGUGGUUGAGAAGAACAAUGGUGUGGUGGAUAAGCGGGUACUGACUGAGUUGUGGAAGCUGGACAGCUUCAUCAAGGAGACUCAACGGUUGAACCCUCCCGACCUGACCAGCUUUCAGCGAAAAGCUCUCUCGGACAUGACCUUGUCCAACGGCCUUCGCAUCCCUAAAGGCGCCCGCAUUGUCCUUCCAACGGGAGCGAUCAACAUGGACCGGGAGUUUUUCGAGGACCCCCAGACCUUUGAUGGCUUCCGAUACUACAGGAUCCGAACUGCUAAUGAGGCGGCCCGGAACACAAACCAGAUGGUCACUGUCGGCAAGAAGGACUUGACGUGGGGGUACGGCAAACAUGCCUGCCCCGGUCGGUACAUUGCCGAGGUGGCCAUGAAGCUGCUCGUGGUCGAGUUUCUCAUGCGCUAUGACAUUCGGCUGCCGGAGAAUGUGAAGGAGAGGCCGAAGAAUAUUGAGUUUGAGGGCUUGGUAUGCUGCUUCCAUCCUUGA